Messenger RNA from Phoenix dactylifera (date palm), 552 nucleotides. RefSeq lists its product as uncharacterized. The record is from RefSeq and is a predicted model, not a curated record. NCBI's taxonomy places the organism in Eukaryota, Viridiplantae, Streptophyta, Magnoliopsida, Arecales, Arecaceae.
AUGGAAGGCGGUCGCAACAAGGACACCAAGGCAUCGAGCGGCGAGGCCAGCUCGCCGGAGCCAACGAGUGAUGACGCCGGGACCAUGCGAUCCUACUAUGAGUGCAUGUUUUGCAGGAGGGGGUUCACCACCGCGCAAGCCCUAGGCGGCCACAUGAACAUCCACCGGAAAGAUCGAGCUAGGAUGCAGCAUGGCCGGAUGGCGUCUUCGGUCUCUGGAAAGAAUGAAGAGGACUCUGAAGGCUAUGGAUAUAAUAACCCAUGCUCGAACCACCAUCGGACCCUGUAUCCUCGGGUCUCCGAGUCCUUGAAGAACUAUAGCUUGUACAUCCCGGCGUCGUCUUCUGCUGGUAGGGAUACACGGGUGGGUAGGGAUGAUGAUGAUAUGGGCUCGCAGAGACAAGGUGAGCUGAGCCUUUUUGGUCGGGAGUUGCAGCUGGGCUUGGGCACGCAUUUUGAUGGCUCGAGCGCGGUGAGUGAAUUAGAGAAGAGGAAGGAUGUUGACGAUGGAGAGGAACUCGAUCUAGAGCUUAGGCUGGGCCAUCAGCCCUAG